This is a messenger RNA of Ilex paraguariensis (yerba mate), 1544 nucleotides long. The record is from the annotation of a GenBank genome assembly. NCBI's taxonomy places the organism in Eukaryota, Viridiplantae, Streptophyta, Magnoliopsida, Aquifoliales, Aquifoliaceae.
CAAUUUUCUAAAAAAGACAACAGCAAAAACAUGUACACACAGAUAAAAAGCCCAUUUUUCAAGAUCCUAUAAUCCUUGGUUGUUUCUUACGUGUGCAUACUAUAAAUAAACAGAUGAAUGCAAACAAGAGCAAUGCACUACACUUCUAGACCCCUUAUCUCUAAGAGAUGGCUGAAGGUAGGAACCAAAGUAACAUUGUGAUGUUUCCAUUUAUGGCUCAAGGCCAUCUCAUUCCUUUCUUGGCACUUGCACGGCAAUUAGAGCUAAGGAAGGGUUAUACAAUCACCAUUGUCAAUACACCUUUAAACAUCCAAAGGCUCAGAUCCUCACUCCCUCCUGAAACAUGCAUACGCCUUGCUGAAAUCCCCUUUUGUGCCACCGACUAUGGCCUUCCACCUGACUCAGAAAACACAUAUAUGUUGUCUGAUGUUGAUGGUUUUUGCCUCUUGGAGGCCUCAGAAAAUCUUGAAUCACCCCUUAAGAACCUCCUUAUGGAAAUCACUGAACGUGAUGGCUAUGCACCAGUGUGCAUUAUCUCAGAUAUGUUCUUGGGGUGGACGGUUAAAGUUGCAAAUGAGCUUGGGAUAUUUCAUUCAGUGUUCAUAGCAGGGGUUGCCUACAGCAUGGCAAUUUACUUUUCCAUUUCUCUGAACACAUCCUUGUGGCAAACAAAUGACGAGGAAUUUUCACUGCCUGAUUUCCCUGAAGCAUCCAAAAUUCAUCGGGCACGAACUCCCAAUGAUCUCAAAUACAUGGAUGCUGCUGAGGCCUGGUUUGGUUUCCGUAAGCGUCAGUUCAUGUAUUGCUUACAUUCAGACGCAAUCUUAUUGAAUACCAUAGAGGGGUUGGGACAAAAUGGUGUAAAAUAUUUUAGCAGGAAAACAGGGGGAAAGCCAGUGUGGACAAUCGGACCAGUCUCGUCUCUCAUGAUAAAAAAUGAAAGACUCUCGAGCAAUGCUAAUAGUUACUCUGAAUGGCUCAAUACUCAUCCACCUGCUUCAGUACUCUAUGUCUGCUUUGGAUCACAGAGCAGUAUCUCACCUUCACAAAUGAAAGAAUUGGCUAUGGGUUUAGAGGCAAGCGGCAAGGCUUUUAUAUGGGUUGCUAGGCCACCGGUGGGGUUCAUCUUGACAGAAGAAUUUAGAACUGAGUGGCUGCCUGAUGGACUUGAGGAACGGAUGAAGAAAUUGAAGCGGGGACUAUUGGUACAUCAAUGGGCGCCACAACAGGAAAUUCUGUCUCACGUAUCUAUGGGUGCAUUCCUCAGCCAUUGUGGUUGGAACUCUGUUCUUGAGAGUCUGUGUCAAGAAGGGAACACUUCUGAAGUUAUAAGACAUGAUCAUAUUGCAAGUGUCAUCAAGAUGGUGAUGGACAAGACAGGAAAAGGUGAGGAGCUGAGAAGUAAGGCCCAUGCAAUCAGAGAAAAGAUGGAAGAGGCAAUUAGAGAGGGAGAAGGCUUUAAAGGAUCAUCUGUCAAAGCUAUGGAUGAAUUUAUCAGCACUGCCACGUCAGCGAAAGAAGUUUCUUACCCUCCAUGGAAGUAG